AUGGAGUUCUAUGAUAAUACAGUGGAUGCUUAUGCCAGAAAGGAAAUCACUCCUGUGACUUUGAGGUAUCUCUUGCACUUGGGUGAACAACAAAACAUUAUCGAAUCGGGAAGCUACUUGCAUGAAGAACUCCCAAAACGAAUGGCACGACGAUGCAAAGCUCUGCAGAACCUACCAUUCAUUGUCGGAGUCAAUCCGUGGAUACGCUCAGUUCAUAAGCUGUAUAAGGACUCUUUUGACACUUUGCAUGCCAUACCGCCAGUCAAGGAUGACGACUCUGAAGCGCACUUUUCUCAAGUAUUGCGUGCGCUUGUAGAAGAGCAUAAUGAUGUCAUACCAAAGCUGGCUAAAGGAUUUAUGGAAUGUGAAAGAUACAUGACUAAAGAAGACCGUACCGAUUUUCUGGACAAGAUGAUUAACGCUCGUAUUGGGAUACGUGUGCUGGCAGAACAUCACUUGGCCCUACGUGAAUACCAUCCAGGCUGGAUUGGUAUAGUCAACACUCGUCUGUCUCCAGCAGCUCUAGUUCGUAAAAUUGCCGAACAAGUGCAAGAAUUAUGUGAAAUCAAUUAUGGAUCGGCUCCUGAAGUCGAAUUGACGGGUCAUAUUGAUACUGUCUUUGCUUAUAUACCGGUGCAUUUGGAGUACGUCUUGACUGAAUUGCUCAAGAAUGCAUUCAGAGCCACUGUCGAGUAUAGUCAAAAGACGGAUCGAAUGGAUCAUCCUCCUAUUGAGGUGACCUUGGCUCGAGGGUCUGAAGAAAUUUCGUUUCGAGUACGAGACCAAGGUGGCGGAAUACCUCAGCAUGGCAAGUAG
This is a messenger RNA of Synchytrium microbalum, 816 nucleotides long. RefSeq lists its product as uncharacterized. NCBI's taxonomy places the organism in Eukaryota, Fungi, Chytridiomycota, Chytridiomycetes, Synchytriales, Synchytriaceae. The record is from RefSeq and is a predicted model, not a curated record. Gene Ontology annotation, cellular component: mitochondrion. The coding region runs from base 1 to 816 and encodes 271 amino acids. The transcript is spliced from 8 exons. Gene Ontology annotation, molecular function: pyruvate dehydrogenase (acetyl-transferring) kinase activity. Gene Ontology annotation, biological process: regulation of glucose metabolic process; protein phosphorylation.